Molecule: messenger RNA, 694 nt
Organism: Pyrus x bretschneideri (Chinese white pear)
Lineage: Eukaryota; Viridiplantae; Streptophyta; Magnoliopsida; Rosales; Rosaceae
Exons: 3
Molecular function (GO): fatty acyl-CoA hydrolase activity
Source: RefSeq, a predicted model, not a curated record
CCGCAAUCACGUGCAGUUAGAUCCACUGAAACUAGAGAGGGGGAUGCAUUUAUUGAUGGGUUUGGCGUUUCGACGCAACAUGAACACAAAGAUGGCAAAACCUUCCACUGCUUUCUCUUCCACAGCCAUAACUUGAACCAAGUUGUGUGUUUUCUUCAUAGAGUCGGGAUUUCUGACCCUAUCCCGGAUCGUUGCAAUACAAAAGACUACCACUCUGCCUUGAUUCACUGCAUCCUCAAGCCUUUGCACAUCCGAAAAGGCCGCGUCACCUGCCUUGUCUCCGUAAAACCUGCUGUUGCUAAUAUCCGCGGAGGAUUUCACGGGGGAGCUAUUGCUGCUGUAGCCGAGACAGUAUCGAUAGCUUGUGCAAGAAUGAUAGUGGCCGAGGAUAAGAAGAUUUUCCUAGGGGAACUGAGCAUCUCCCACCUCUCUGCUGCACCAAAGAAUGCGGAGCUGAUAGGUGAAGGAUCUGUCGUGAAGAGUGGAAGAUUUCUGAGCGUGAUAGCAGUUGAUUUCAAACUCAAGGAAACUCAACAGUUGGCUUACACUGCUCGUGCGACCUUGUAUCACACGCGGGUUGCAAAAUUAUGAAUUCAGAGAUUAAAAUUUUGUAACACAUGAUCAUCUUAUCAAUGUUUAUGGCUUAGUAUUAUACAGAGUUACUCUGAAAUAAGAUCCACGACGUCUUCAAAUU